CUACUCCUCUCAUCGGCUAAUUAAAUCGUUUCUCGGCUCGGUGCUCUUUCUUCCUUCACUCCUCUCCCCACCAAAUUUCCCCCAAAUCGCAGCAGUUCGCGGCCCGCAUUGCACCCGAAUCGGAGCUCGCGGCCGCGCAAUCUCAGAUCCGUCUCUGGUUCCUGCAGGCCGUUGGCAGCGGCCGGAGGUUUUUUUCCGCGCGGGAAAUGGGUGCCGUUUCGGUGGGUUCUUGGCGGUUCGGGAUGACGGUGGUGCUUCUUGGAUAGGGAGUGCGGCUGCGGCGGGCGGGUGGGCGGGCGAGGCUGCGUGCGAUGGCGAGCGCCGCCAGGGAUGGGAAGGUCGCCCCGUCGCCAUCGCUGCCCCUGGCGACCCUGAUCGGCCGCGAGCUCCGCGGCGGCGGCUCCGAGCGCCCGCUCGUCCGGUACGGCCACUUCGGGUUCGCCAAGCGCGGCGAGGACUACUUCCUCGUCGAGCCCGACUGCCUCCGCGUCCCCGGGGAGCCUUCGUCCGCCUUCUCCGUCUUCGCUGUGUUCGACGGACACAAUGGCGUGUCGGCGGCGGUGUUCAGCAAGGAGCACUUGCUGGAGCACGUGAUGAGCGCCGUGCCUCAGGGCAUCGGCCGCGACGACUGGCUGCAGGCGCUGCCGCGGGCGCUGGUCGCCGGCUUCGUGAAGACGGACAUUGACUUCCAGCGCAAGGGGGAGGCGUCUGGGACGACAGCGACGCUGGUCGUCGUCGAUGGUUUCACGGUCACGGUGGCGUCGGUUGGAGACUCAAGGUGCAUAUUGGACACACAGGGUGGUGUGAUCUCGCUGCUAACCGUGGACCAUCGUCUAGAGGAGAAUGUAGAGGAGCGGGAGCGUGUCACGGCGAGUGGAGGGGAGGUCAGCCGGCUGAACCUCUGUGGUGGACAGGAGGUGGGACCUCUCAGGUGCUGGCCAGGUGGAUUGUGCCUUUCAAGAUCAAUCGGGGAUACAGAUGUUGGGGAGUUCAUUGUGCCAAUUCCACAUGUCAAGCAAGUGAAGCUAUCAAAUGCUGGAGGGAGGCUGAUAAUUGCAUCAGAUGGAAUAUGGGAUGCACUGUCCUCAGAAGCUGCAGCUCAGGCAUGCCGAGGAUUGCCUGCAGAACUGGCUGCAAAGCUUGUUGUGAAGCAAGCGCUGAAGACAAGUGGACUGAAAGAUGACACCACCUGUGUGGUUGUUGAUAUCAUCCCAUCGGAUCAUUCUUCAACACCUCCAUCACUAUCUCCAAAGAAAAGCCAGAACAAGUUGAGAUCUCUUCUUUUCGGUAGGAGGUCACAUAGUUCUGUUGGAAAGCUUGGAGACAAGUCUGCCUCAUUUGGCUCCGUUGAGGAGUUAUUUGAAGAGGGUUCAGCAAUGUUGGAAGAAAGGUUGGGUAGGAAUUUUCCAUCAAAAGCAAACCCUCGCUGUGCAAUCUGCCAAGUGGACCAAGCGCAAUUUGAAGAUUUAGUGGCAGAUAAUGGAGGUGGUUGCUGCUCUGCCCCAUCAGCACAAUGGAGCGGCCCUUACCUUUGUUCGGAUUGUAGGAAAAAGAAGGAUGCAAUGGAAGGUAAGAGAUCUAGUCGCUCAACAGCGUGCAGGUGAAAUUACAAAUAGGACUAACUGGUCCUUACCCGUGCAAACUGGUCAAUCUGGUUCGGUUGUCUGCUGCGUGUAAAAAGAGGAGAAUAAUCUGUUUGUUGCUGGACCCAAGUAUUAUUUGGUGACACUAACUGCAAUCUAGCCUGAACUGAACAAAUUGGACUACUAACAAUCUUCAGAGUCUAUCAACAGCGCAGUUGAAAUUUCUGCUUGCACUGGAAAGAUAGCUCACAGGAUUUCAACCCAGUAGUUUUUUUGUUUUUUUUUAUGGUGAACCCUGGCAUGUAAAGUGAAAUGCUUAGCGUAACGUUGUAUGGAGGCUAUGGCAAGGAUCCUUGUUCUAUCUAGG
Messenger RNA from Oryza brachyantha (malo sina), 1950 nucleotides. RefSeq names its product probable protein phosphatase 2C 33. Bases 312 to 1604 code for a protein of 430 amino acids. The record is from RefSeq and is a predicted model, not a curated record. Gene Ontology annotation, molecular function: protein serine/threonine phosphatase activity. The transcript has 7 exons. Gene Ontology annotation, biological process: protein dephosphorylation. NCBI's taxonomy places the organism in Eukaryota, Viridiplantae, Streptophyta, Magnoliopsida, Poales, Poaceae.